Molecule: messenger RNA, 6974 nt
Organism: Spodoptera frugiperda (fall armyworm)
Lineage: Eukaryota; Metazoa; Arthropoda; Insecta; Lepidoptera; Noctuidae
Exons: 15
Coding region: 942-3347 (801 amino acids)
Biological process (GO): negative regulation of centriole replication
Molecular function (GO): microtubule binding
Source: RefSeq, a predicted model, not a curated record
ACACUUACUUCUUCUAGUCGGCCAUCGCCCCGCGACACGAUACCACAUUAAAAUAAAACACAAUAAAGAAAACAAUUUAAAAAAUAAACUCCCGUCAGUUUCCGCGCCCAAAUGCGCGUUCCACGUUCAAAUAGUGACGCGUAAUAAAGUGUUCGAUUCGCCAAAUUUUCGAAUUUAUUUUUUUAUACUUUUUUUUUAUUUCGAGCACGUGUUUCACAAGCAAUGAUAAGUGUUCUAAGUGCCUAAACAGUGUUGCUGGAACUUAGUUUGGUAAUUGUUCGCGCAAUGAAGUGACUCACGUCGUGUCGACCUGGUUCUUGGAUGUCAGACAUUAUCUCAAUUUACGGGAUUAAAUUUCGUAAUUACACGUCAGUUAGACCAUUCGCUAUAAAGCUAAAUUGUCCUGAAUUUUCCGCGCGCCGUCUCAUUAAAAUGUAACAGUUCAGUGUUCAUUCAGUUCCAAUAUAGUGGAACAUAAACAAAACGCGUUGAGACCUAAUUUGUGAGCAGUAACAAUAUAAUUGCUUUCACCGCGGUGUACCGUUGCAACAAUAGAUUGCAAAAAGGAAAUUAUUAUCAGCCGUCUAUCAGAUGCAAAUUAUUAUCACGCCACUUAUCUAGUCCCCUCUAGAUAGAGCGAGAAUGGUGAUAUUCCCGUCUCGUGCGGCACACUAACCCGAUCGAGCGUAAUAACAGAUUUUUCUUGUAGUUGGCGGUGGCGUAGUGAGUCAGAGUCGGCCGGUGGCGCGGACGAGGGCAAUUACGCUUUUUGCGCGAACAAUUUUCUAAAUUCAAAACAGAUAACGCGGCUCUGUCUAGAAAACGAAACGUAACGAUUUUUUUAUCGAUAUUUUCGAAUGUUGUCGGUUUUUUCGUGUGUUGUGUAUGUUGACUAGUGUUGUGAUAUGACGUGAUUGGUGUUUUAUCGAUUAUUUUUGAAAAUGGAGCGAAGUGUUUUGGCGGAGUCGAGGCACGUUCAGUGGGCAUCUGAACUGCACUCCGAGUACCGCAGCACGUACAAAUGGCACGAAUACAAGGAGCAGCAGCAACAGGGCGUGGUGAAGCAGCCGGCACCCACGCCGCCCUCCGCACUGCCCAUACAGAGAGGGCCAAUGGAGCCAGCGAUGCCUCGCCGCAAGAAGUACCCCGGAGUGGCGUACAAGACGAACGAGCUGUUCGACCCGGCGCCUGCUGACGACAUCAGACCGCAGCAGACGUCGGCCUUCGAUAGAGCCAGGAGUGCGCAAAGGAACGAUGCUGAUCGCGCUGGGCGCCGCAGCAAGUCGGAAGGUCCGCGCCAACCGCGCUGGACUGACACCGUGGAACCCAAGGCUACGACGGCGUUGGGAGAGGUGAUGGCAGCCAAGGAGCCGGAGAUAGUGAGCACGGAGUACCGCAACCAGUUCGCGUGGCCCAAGGACACCACUGAUGCCCCCAGGAAGAGCAUCUCCAUGGGAGCGCUGAAGAAGGCUGCCGUCGCUGAAGGUCUAGUUGAAGCUGAACCGCUCAUGAACCACGUGGAUGGUGAUCAUGAUGACCACAAGCGGUACAUCGAAGAUUACCUCUGGAACGGACAGAAACCAGGAGUACAGAGAAAAUCGACGUUCCGUAACGCGCUAUCGGCCCUCAUAUCCAACGGGGAGGAUCGUUCCAAAGAUAAUAGGAAACGUUACAAAAGCGAGUACAAAAAGAAAUUUAGACCGUUCUCUCAAUACGUGUACGAGGCGUCUAAAGGGACAUUUACGAAAUGCAGGGGGAAAGGGAAGGCAAAUGAGGAGGCGAGCGAGAGGAUGCUGGGGGAUGCAGGGCAGGGGGUGUCGGGGGCGAGUGCGGGGCAGGGGACUGGGGCGGGCGGGGUAGCGGGGGUCGGAGAUGCCGGGGAGGACAGCGCCAACACGCUGCGCGCGGCCGGCUUGCAGCCGCUCGGCCUGGCCCAGGGUGACUCCUGGUACCGAGAGGUGCUGGACCUGCGCAAGCGCGCCGGCGAGUACAAGUACCGCGGCUGGGGGACAGAAAUGGCGCCAGAACACAUCACACAGCUUUACAAUAAGCAGAUCGAACUCUGGUACCAAGUGUCCCGCCGAUCCUCGCUGUCGGCAUUAUCACUAGCUUCCACAAAUCACAAGGCACUGCCUCGCGACGAGAAAGAUGGAAAGGAAUCCAAGGGCCACUCGCCGAAGAAGUUCAGGUCCUUCAGGUCCGCCCCUCACCAGUCUAUCCACGCGAAGUUACAAGAGACGAAGGCGCUGGAACGCUCGCCUCAUAAGACUUCGCCUCAGAAGCAGAGGAAGAAGCUGCAGGGACAUAGCUUCGAUGAAGGUGCUACCCAGGACGGGGCGAAGGGAGAGAAUGCAGCCUUCAGGUCUCCCAGGCGGCGACCUCGCUCAGCUGACCCAGCACCUGCCGCAGCGCACGUGAAGCUCCUCGCCAAUGGGCACGAACCUCACCCAGCGCCCAUUAAACCUACUGGUUUGCAGUUGAGUAGAGGGAGUAGUAAUAGAGUUAGGUCGACAUCAAGGGGCGGGCGGUCGCCGUCAGCGCCGAGCAAAACUGGGGCUGGGGCUACGGGGGCAACCGGGGCUACAGGGGCAAAUGGGGCUCCGGGCCGAGGGCGCCGCAGCCGAAGUGUGUCAAAAGUCGGCAUAAAGUUGGAUGACGAGAUACCCUCGCACCGCAGCGCCUCCGUAGCGAAGGAUCAUUUCUUCGAUGACUCUCCUGUCGUGAAGUCGCCCCCUGAACCAACCAGGGUCAAGUCUCCGGAGCAAAUGAACAUGCGAUCUCCAGAUCCUGUCAACUGGACUGUCCCAUUGGACACCGGCAAGACGUUUACCGUCACCCAAAAUGUGAAAAGCGAUGAGAGCAUUAAGCGCCCUAGCUCUGAGUUUAAGGGUGGCUCCGUAGCCGAAGAAGCAACUGUGAAGCCGGCAGAAAUCGCUCCAAUACAUCACCAGCAAAUGUCGCCAAUACGUUCGCUGAAAAAGAGCGAAUCGCCGACCAGCCUGAGCAAGCGCACAGACAAGACCCCGACCACCCCGAUAAGCCUUACUCCCAUCGACGAGACCAAGGCUUUAGACAUGAACAAAGUCAACGGGAUCAAUGGAGUGAACGGAGUCAAUGGCGUCAACAGCAAUGAGCUUACCCCUGAAACCCCAACUCAGGAACCGAUUCAAGAGAAGGAACUGAUCAAGAAGUCGACUGAGGCCACCCAGAUAGCUCCUGGAGUGGUGGACACCAACGUGGUGAAUGAGGCCCCGGCCACCGGCGGUCUGACCGCCUCGGAGAUACUAGAUAGGGCCCGCACGAGGUUUGACAAGUUCUGGGGCAAAAAAGAAGAAGACAACGUUUAGUUGUUUCCAAGUUAGGUUCACUUUCCACUAGAAAUUGUGUCUUAAUGAAACUCUAAAACAUUUGUUUGUAUUAUUGCUAACUUUACUCUGCAAUAUGUAAUAAAAACACCAUGAUACAAAUAAAUGUUAAAUUAAACUGAAAAGCUUUAAAUUAACGACCUUAGCUAAAUAAUUCUAAAUUCAUAAAGACACAAUUUUUUUUGCUGGCAAAGUUGACAACUCAAUAAAAGUAGGGAAAAAUUAAACGCAAUGUUUAAAAACAGAUAAAAUAUGAAAAAAAGCUUCGCUUUAUAACGACGACUGUAAUAAUAUGUAUUUAAUAUAAUUUGAUAUUUAUUAUCAUAAAAUCACUGUCUAUUUAAUAGGAGUGUGGUGGCUUGUGAUAGUAGUAAUGAUGAUGACUAGUAACUAAUUAUUGUAUGUGUUUAUUAUUGAUAUUUAUUUAAUUAAUUUAUUGUAUUUAUAACGACGUAUGACAGAUUUUCGAUUAAAUACUUUUAGUAUAAGACCUAAGUAAUCUUGUUGAAACUUAAUCUCAUAUUACUAUUUCUUUCCGAUUCGCUGUCCUGUUUUACAUAAUGUAUUUUAAUGAAAUUGUUAAAGUGUAGGUAAAUAUUAAUUAAUGUUGAUCUUUAGUACAUAUUACCUGAGAUUAUUUUAUGUUAUUAUGUGAUUUCUACAGCUUAUAACGCUAGCUUAGCUCCUUUAAGCAAAAUAAUUUUAAUUUAUUAUACCUCAAACCAGUUACGUUCUAUUAUACAAAAUAUUUCGUUCGAAAAUUAAAUAGAAAUUAUUUUUGUCAAGUACACUACAGUUAAUUUCAUUUCUAAAUAGAAAUGCAAUUAAUAAGAUUUUAAUAAAUUACAAUAAACAAGGGCAAAGUAUACAAAACAUAUAAUUAAAAGCCGUCCAUGUAGUGUUUAUUGGCGAAAAUUAAUUUUAGUUGUCGAUACAGUUUUUGAAACACGAUAUUCUGAACGCAUUUUUUAAUAGUCAAUAAUAAAAAAAAAGUUUAGCCGAAUCUAUGAGCCAAUCACAUCACUUCUCAUAAAUGUCAUCAAUUUGGCGGGAAUAUAAACUUAAAAAAAAUUAAAGCAAAUAUUUAGCUAAAUUUUAAACAAAACCUUUAUAAAAUGGAAAUAUCACGUAAAUCCUGUCGCUUGUGUCUCACAGAGACGGAAUUCAACGUGUCUUUGUAUAGUAAUUACGGCAGAAGAACGAAUAUGGUAGACAAAAUUCUAGUCUGUCUGAAAAUAGUGAUUGAAGAGACCGAUAUUCUGAACACAAUUUGCUACAAAUGCGCCGAAAACGUAGAAAGGUAUUACGAUUUUGUUAUGUUUAUAAAGAAAUCACAAACAAAACUAGUCGAGCCGCAGCGUAAAAUGGAAAAUUCUGUCAAUCGUCGUUUGAUCGCGUCGUACGUGCGCGAACAAGUUUAUGACGCGGACUACACGUUCUCAUUUCUCGACAACGAAGAGAAGAAAGAGCCACGAUCAUCUAGUCCGUUCUUUUCCUAUUUUUCUCCACCAAACAUGUUAGUAAAACGUACUGGGGAGGAGCCUGUGUGGAAAACGCCAAAGCCGCGUAGAGAGAACUUAGAGAAACACGAAAUAAGACAAGAUGAGAAGUUGAAAAGACAAUAUAGGCCGGAGAGGCCCCGGCACCAUUCCAGAGACUUGUUCGAGUCUCAAUCUCAGGACGUAGAUGAAACUGACCUAAAGCCUCUAGACUGGAAAUUGACACCAGAUGAUAACAUUAUAAAAAGGGUUAGGGACAAAUGCUUUGGACGAUCUGAUUUUUAGAUGUUUAUGUUCAACCUAUAUUACACUUUAUCCUUCAUGAAAUUAAGUUGAUUUUAAUGUAGAACAACUAUGUAAUUGAAUGUUAUAAUAUUUCAUUAGGAGCCUAUGUUACUAGGUUUUGUGUAAAGAAAAUAUUCCAAUUGUGUGACUUCGUAGCCUGUCGUAAAUAUUUUUACAUUAAAAAUAUGUUAAAGACAGUAAGAAGUUUGAUAACUACAGAUUGGCUAACAUUCUUAGGAAGUUUUUUGAAAUUAUUCAAAACUUUUUGUAAAACAAGAUAAUUAUUAAAAUUGAAGUUCCUGGAUAUUUAAUGUAGCUGUACAUUGGUGUAUAAUAGAAUAUUCGAGAAGUGUAUAAUAGUUCCUUAGAGACAAUAGUUAAACUGGUAAUGUAAUUUAUGCCAAUAUAAUAAUAAUAAUAAAAGACCUUUUUACUUGCAGAAUAUACAAUCUCUUACAAUGUCAAUUGUUUACCUAUUACAACAUACACCAAACAUGUUAAUUUUCCUUAAAAAUGUUCAAAAAUAUUAUCUACUAAUUUUCAAAAAGUGUAAUAUAGGUUAUUUAUGUACCUAUACAUAUAAAUAACUGUUAUGUUUGUUAAUAAAUUAAUUUAUUCCAUAUUUUUUUGACAUUAAGAUUUUAUUGUUUUUAAUUAUUUGAGAGAGGGUACUAAGUUUGUAAUGGCCUGAUUUGAAGCUGAUUGUCAUUUUGAUGUUUAGCUAUUGUUUGAGCUGAGUAUGAUAUAACAAAUUAUUGUAACAAACCAUAGUUGAUUUGUAAAAACUACAAUAUAAGGGUGGUUUACACAUUUGGCAGGAAAAUAAGACAGUAUACACACUAUACACAGGUUCAAAACAUGUAAAUUAACUGUAAAAUGUAACAUAAAGUGCAUAAACUCAGCUCAAAGUAAAAUAAUUUCAAUCAUUCAAAAACUAAGGAUAUGAUACAGCAAAGAAUUGUCAUGGAAAUGAAAAACUACCGAUAGAAUUGAAAGCUCACGCAAAAUUGUAUGGAUUUGUAUGAAAACUAGUAAUUAUAGUGAGCAGCGUUUUGUAUGUAAUUGCGUAGAAAGAUAAUUAUUAUAAAACAAAUAAUUUUUAAUUUAGUUCCUAUCGAGUCCAUUCUCGCAUCCUUCCAUAAAUAUUUAAUAGUUUGUUCUAAAAAAUGUCGUUAUUUUUUAAUGGCUUUUUGCUCCUAUAAUGGGUAUUUGAGUACUUUGAAAAAAAAACAAACUAUAGACUAUAAGAUGUUUACAAUUUCUAUUAACUUGAACCAAAUAAGAAGCAAAACAAAUUCUUUUACAUAAAACAAAUAUUAAUUUAAGCAUGAACAACUAUAUUUUUAACUUUAAUUUAAUAAUUCUCUUUGAAACAUUUCAAAGUACUGAAUUACACAUAUAUGGGAAUACCAACAUAAAUGUACUUGUAUCUAGAAAUGUAUGUACCUUAAGUCUAACUGUCUAAUAAUGGUCUGGGAAUCCUGAUUCAGUUGUCUUUACACCUAUUUUUAACCGACUUUCCCAAAAAGUAGGAGGUUCUUAUGUCGUCGGUUUCUUUUAUUAGCCCCAAGUUGGGCGCCAAUUGUUUCAAAAAUUUGUUUUUAUAUAAGUUCCUAUAAAAUGUGUUAUUGUUUUCGCACAAAACGUUUCAUUUUCCUUCCGUGGUGAAUGUAAUGCCCUACCCUGUGACUUCUAGUGAUAAUACGCCCCUCAAUAGCAGAUAAUGAUUACAAAAUUUUAGCUUUGCUACGGGUUUAUAAUAGCGUGUGUUAAUUUUCAGUUGUUAACAUCAAAAUGGACACCUAAAUAAAAACUUGAAAAUGUU